Puccinia triticina is the source of this 549-nucleotide messenger RNA. RefSeq lists its product as uncharacterized. NCBI's taxonomy places the organism in Eukaryota, Fungi, Basidiomycota, Pucciniomycetes, Pucciniales, Pucciniaceae. The transcript has 6 exons. The coding region runs from base 1 to 549 and encodes 182 amino acids. Gene Ontology annotation, cellular component: TIM23 mitochondrial import inner membrane translocase complex; mitochondrial inner membrane. Gene Ontology annotation, molecular function: transmembrane protein transporter activity. Gene Ontology annotation, biological process: protein import into mitochondrial matrix. The record is from RefSeq and is a predicted model, not a curated record.
AUGUCACACUCCGAUCAUUCUCGCGAUCCAUGUCCUUGGGUCAUCCUCAACGACUUCGGAGGUGCAUUCGCAAUGGGCGCUAUCGGAGGCACGGUAUGGCAUGGUGUCAAAGGAAUGCGGAAUAGUCCUAAAGGCGACAGGUUGAGUGGAUCGCUAGCGGCCAUCAAAGCCCGGGCUCCAGUCGUAGGAGGCAACUUUGGCGUGUGGGGAGGGAUGUUUUCCAGUUUCGAUUGUGUGGUCAAAGGAUAUCGGCAGAAGGAAGAUCCCUGGAAUGCAAUCUUGUCCGGGUUCAUGACGGGAGGCGCCUUAGCUGCACGAGGAGGGGUCCGGAGCAUGGUGGGAAGUGCAAUCGGCUGCGGAGUCUUACUGGGCGUCUUCGAGGGUGUUGGAGUGCUCUUCCAGAGACUUUUUGCAGAAAACAACCGACCAAUCGCACCCCCGGUGAGCCAUGUGGCCAUAACCUCAGGUCACAUGAUCGGUAUGAACGCACAGAUGCCUGCCGCGGGGGGAUCCGGCUCAAGCCACACCCGAAACGGACGCACUCCCUAA